AUGGGGGUUGCAUCAAGAUUGCUAUCAACAGUUUCCAAGAAGACAAUCAAACCUUUUUCUCCCACCCCAUCUACUCAAAGAUUGCACAAGCUUUGCCUUCCUGGCCAAGCCUUCCCUCCCAAUCAUAUACCCUUGGUGUUUUUCUACCCCAAACAACAAGUAGAUACCAUAUUCCCAAAUGGACAUAAACAACGACUAUCUAAAUUUCUAGAGAUCUCUUUAUCAAAAACAUUAACUUGUUACUAUCCAUGGGCAGGACGUCUAAAAGAUAAUGCCACUGUAGAAUGCAAUGAUGUUGGGGCCGAGUAUUUUGAAGUUCAAAUUAAUUCUUCAAUGGAUGAAGUUCUUCAUCACUCAGAUUCAAGAAUCAAGGAUUUGGUCACAUUUCCUCAAGGUGCACCGUGGGGGAAGUGUAUGGAUCGUGCUUUAGCUAUAGCACAACUCAGCCAUUUCGAGUGCGGAGGAAUAGCAAUCAGUGUCUGUUUAUCACACAAAGUGGGAGACGCAUGCAGUUGCUACUGCUUUUUAAGGGAUUGGGCCUCAUUAACACGAGAUCCAAACACGAAAAUCGCGUCUAGUCCAUACUUUGUUGAGGAUUCCGUAAUACCAUCACCACUGCCUGAUGGUCCUCUUGCUUCUCCGGUGAGUAAAAAAAAGCAAGAAUGUAUAGAAAAGACUUUUGAUUUCUCUGCCUUGAAAAUAAGUCCCCUCAAAGCCUUUGUUGAAGCUGAAUCAGGAGUACAAAAUCCGACAAGGAACGAGGUCGUGAAUGCACUUGUUUACAAAUGUGCUGCUAAUGCAGCUUCCAUUCAUCAAUCUCAUCAGUUGGUCCAGUACACAAAUAUUCGACCAAGUGUUUCGCCUCCAUUACCACCAACCUCCAUUGGAAAUCUUCUAACAGUCUUUUCGACACCAAUAUAUAACAGUAGUAGAGAAGGAGACUUCAAUUUGUCAAAAAUAGUUACUGAUAUAAGAAAUUCAAAACAGAAGCUAUUGAGCAGAGACAAUAUCAAAGAAAAUGAGUGGGCUUGGGAGAUAGUAAAUGCAUAUAAAACAGGAAAGGGGACAUUCCAGCAAAGGAAUUGUGAUGUGUAUGUUUCUACUAGCCUAUGCCAGUUCCCGUUCCACGAUCUAGAUUUUGGAUGGGGGAAGCCAAGUAGAGCACGUUUAGGAGGUCAUUUAAUAAGCAAGUUUUUUUCCUUGAUGAGCACACAUGAUGGAGGAAUACAAGUCUCCGUCCACUUGAAUGAACAACAAAUGUCUGUCUUUGAGAAUGACCAGCAUCUUCUCCAGUUUGCUACUCCUACUGGUUAG
Molecule: messenger RNA, 1314 nt
Organism: Nicotiana tabacum (common tobacco)
Lineage: Eukaryota; Viridiplantae; Streptophyta; Magnoliopsida; Solanales; Solanaceae
Product: acyltransferase Pun1-like
Source: RefSeq, a predicted model, not a curated record